Molecule: messenger RNA, 723 nt
Organism: Schizophyllum commune H4-8
Lineage: Eukaryota; Fungi; Basidiomycota; Agaricomycetes; Agaricales; Schizophyllaceae
Exons: 2
Coding region: 315-548 (77 amino acids)
Source: RefSeq, a predicted model, not a curated record
CCAGUCUCCUACACAUAAAAGAUAUAGUCAUUAAAACCAGACGUCGCGGGCUUAGGUAGCAUCUGAGCGCAAGUUACUAUGUACCUGAAGUGGUAAGGCUGCUGUCGGCAAUGGAACUUGAGUGUGACACUACCAAUCGACAAACUGUAACCUCGUCUUCGAUAAGCAUCGAAGCUCACAUAUGACACUGCCCACACUACAAGCCGAAGGGCUGAUGAGUGCACGAGAAGCGGCCAGAGUAUAUAUAUAACAAACUGUGUGGCGACAAUACGUAGCUAUAUGCGUGCCCGCGCUGGCUGUACCAAGCGAGAAACAUGCCUACAGAAGAUACGCCGCUCCUCCACGACCUCGUCCUUCAGCGAUCCAUACCUGCCCUGGCACAAGCAAACCCGGAUCAGGCGAAUUGCCCCGCCAGGGAUACACCAGUCUUUUCCGCUGACGCGCAAGCCCGCAAUGCUGCGCUAUCCAAGGUGAGCUCGGUAUUCACCGAGCGCGCGAGGCGCCUGUGCGAGGCCGGCGAGUCCGAUGAGACCCUCGAAUAUUGCUAGUGCGUAGUCGGGCUCGAGAGAAUCGCACUGACGUUGGCGUUCUGGAGGUGCUCUGACCCCGUCCUUGCUUGACUACGCGAUUGACUGUGCUUGUCAACGGCGGCGCCUUAUUGCAUGAGAGAAGCGUGCGUAAAGACGGGCAUUAUAUGGGUUGUGCGGCACGUUCCUGACAAGG